UCCGUCAGUUCGAUAAAGAAUGCGUUGCGUUUGCAAAGUAGAUCAUAGUUAGCAUACCAACUGUACAUUUACCCGCAAUACAGUCUUUAGCCGGGCCAACCGCACAGCAUUAUUAUUCUCAUCGGUAGAGAAGGCUGUUCGCGUCCUGCUGAGAACAUGGGCCAAUGGGACAUAUGAAAGAGAAUGUACUGGAUGUACUGCAACACUUUUGAAGUUGCUAAGUAAACUACAGAGCAGUUUCAGGAUGGAUGCUUGCGGCAUAUUGCCCGUGCUGAAGAAGAAGCUGGCUUUCCUGUCAGGAGGCAAAGACAGACGCAGCGGUUUGAUUCUUACCAUCCCACUAUGUACAGAACAGACCAGUAUGGAGGAGUUAAGCACCACUCUGGAUUACCUGCUAUGUAUUCCCAGUGAGAAAUGCAAAGCUCGUGGCUUCACUGUCAUUGUUGAUGGCAGGAAGUCUCAGUGGAAUAUAGUGAAGACGGUUGUUCUGAUGUUGCAGAAUGUGAUUCCAGCUGAGGUUUCUCUCGUGUGUGUAGUGAAACCUGAUGAAUUCUGGGAUAAGAAAGUCACCCAUUUCUGCUUCUGGAAGGAGAAGGACAGGCUUGGCUUUGAGGUGAUUUUGGUGUCUGCCAAUAAACUCACACGCUACAUCGAGCCGUGCCAGCUGACAGACGAGUUCGGUGGGAGUCUGGUUUACGAUCAUUUGGACUGGGUCAACAAAAGAUUGGUAUUUGAAAAAUUUACAAAGGAGUCCACGUCACUGUUGGAUGAACUUACUGUCAUCAAUGAGAAUGAGAAGGGAUGUCAGGCAGAUAAAGAGAGGUCUUCAGAGUGCAACAUUUUGCCUUCAUUUGAUCCUGAAACAGUCCUUCAGACUGGACACGAGUUGCUUUCGGAGCUUCAGCAGAGGCGUUUUAAUGGCUCAGAAGGGGGAGGAGGGGGUACGGCGUGGUCGCCCAUGGAUGAUGAGCUGCUGGCUCAGCCUCAGGUGAUGAAGCUCCUGGACUCUCUAAGGGAGCAGUACACCAAGUACCAGGAAGUUUGCAGACAGCGUAGCAAACGCUCCCAGCUGGAGGAAAUCCAGACCAAGGUCAUGCAGGUUGUGAAUUGGUUGGAGGGUCCUGGCACAGAUCAGCUCCGUACACAGUGGGGUAUUGGAGACUCCAUUCGCGCCUCGCAGGCCCUGCAGCAGAAACACGAAGAGAUUGAAAGUCAACACAGUGAGUGGUUUGCUGUCUACGUGGAGCUCAACCAGCAGAUCGCAGCGCUCCUGAGCGCAGGAGAUGAAGAGGACCUGAUGGAGCUCAAGGCUCUUCAACAGCAGCUCAGUGAUGUCUGUUACCGACAGGCCAGCCAGUUAGAGUUCAGACAGAACGUCUUGCAGUCUGCACACGAGUUUCAUCUGACGGCACAGGAUUUGUCUCAGCAGUUAGAUGGGCUGUUGGGAAUGCUCUGCGCAGAUGUCGCCCCUGCAGAUGGAGCUGCAAUCCAGCAAACUCUAAAACAUCUGGAGGAGAAACUGAAGAGCGUAGAGGGUGCCUUGCAAAACCUGAGAGAAAAAGGCCAAGUCCUGCUUGACCAAAUGUCUACCCAGACCCCCUUUUCAUACGGGAAGGAUGUAAAUAUUGAGAACAAAGAUAAUAUCGAGCACAUUCACAGCGUGAUGGAGGACAUGCAGCUACGCAAACAGAGGUGUGAGGAUAUGGUUGAUGUCAGGAGACUAAAGAUGCUGCAGAUGGUUCAGCUGUUCAAGUGCGAGGAGGACGCUUCACAGGCAGUGGAGUGGUUAGGAGAGCUACUCGAUGCUCUUUUGAAGACUCACAUCCGACUGGGUGAUGAUUCACAGGAAACCAAAGUGUUGCUGGAGAAACACAAGAAGUUUGUGGAUGUUGCUCAGAGCACCUAUGAUUACGGUAGGCAGCUGUUACAGGCGACAGUGGUGCUGUGUCAGUCUCUGCGCUGUACCACACGUUCAUCAGGAGACACGCUGCCCCGACUCAACCGCGUGUGGAAACAGUUCACGGUCACGUCUGAUGAGAGACAACACAGGUUGGAAAUGGCCGGUGCCUUCCAUACCGCAGCUGAAAAGGUUCUGAGAGAGAGCCCUGAAUUAGCUGAGAUGAUGGUGGAUGUGGAGGCAUAUGAAGAGUUGGAUACAAUGGGAAAAGCUCUGCUGGAUAGACUUACUGUGCCAGUUAUUUUCCCUGAUGGGAGCGAGCAAUUCUUCGGCAGCCCGGGUGACAUGGCAUCCUCUGCAGAAAGCAUUCGUGACCGGAUGAAACUGGUGGAAGAAAAGAGAUUCCUACAGGAAGAGGCGGACCAACGGCUGGAUGAUGAGGCUCUGGAGGCGGGGCCUAGGGAAACUUGAGAACGUGGUACCCUUCACGGCUUCUUGCAGUAAACAGUUUGGCAGCACGGCGCGUGAUCCUCACGUGCCGGUUUAAAACCAUCUCUGUUGUAUUCCAACUCGUCGCACCAUCUAAACUUACCGAGCGCAGUUAAAGAUAGACACCCGCAGGCUCCCGUUGCAUUGCUCGUGUGGACGGCUGAACUCUAAAGCGAGCGUGUUACUUUGAACUCUCACCUCCCUAUGAAGCUUUACUUUACCUGUCGCCUUGCUCGUCCAUCGGUGAGACACCCAGAGCUUGUAAUGGUGCUACUGAACCUAUAGAAUGUACAUAAACCGGCUCCUAUACCCCUAUUGGUAACAGGUGCUCGAAAUUUUUAUGCCUUUCAUGAUUGACAGAAAGCAAUGUAUUUUAUAUUUCUGCUUUCUGUCGACCAAACCUUUUGCCAAUAUUAAAGUCUGACAGACGGUAUGAGAAGAUGCCAUGAAGACUAUUGUAGUUCAAGCUAAAAGGUACAAAACACGAGCAGAGCUUUAUAAUCCAAUGUUGUUUUGACAGUGAAAUUGUUUCAUCUCAUAAAUUGUCAUUAUGCGUACGCUGCUUGCAUAUAGAUGCAUGUUUAAAAAUGUUAAUGCUAUAUUUAUUUUAUUUUCCUUUUUUACCUUUGCCAUUUAAAUUGUAUAAUGCUUUUUGCCAUUUUAAAGGCUAUAGUGUAUUUUAUGAAAAAAGUUGUAUAAAAUAAAUGAACAAACAUCGCUUGGGAGAUGACAGGAGAUGGGAGGUUGUUUCUUUUAAUACACCAUUAAUUUAGCAGUCAUUACUGUUUACAGGACUCUAUGUAUGCUUCGCAUAAACCUGCCUCGUAUAAUUCAGUGCCGUACAGGACGAUUCAAGCACCCAUUCAAUAAAAACAGGAAAUAUUGUUUCAUGA
Messenger RNA from Paramisgurnus dabryanus, 3279 nucleotides. It is a transcript of the gene sestd1, whose product is annotated as SEC14 and spectrin domains 1. The record is from RefSeq and is a predicted model, not a curated record. Gene Ontology annotation, molecular function: phosphatidylinositol-3,5-bisphosphate binding; phosphatidylinositol-3,4-bisphosphate binding; phosphatidylinositol-5-phosphate binding. NCBI's taxonomy places the organism in Eukaryota, Metazoa, Chordata, Actinopteri, Cypriniformes, Cobitidae.